GAGAGAGAGAGGUGGAUUUAUUCCACUCUUCCUCGGGAGCAGAAGGAAGCUUCGCGCUCGCACCUUCUCUCUGUUUAUCCAUCUCUCUUUCUCCGUCCAUCGCUCCAUGGGGCGGAUUUAACAGAGAGCUGUUGUUUUUUUUUUUUAUCUCUUUUUUUCCUCAUUUAACCGGGAGGAUUUAUUUAUUCCUCUUUUCUUCUCUCUCCGCGUCUGUUCUUCAUGGUGGAUGCGGAGCCGCUUUUCACACCGAGAUGCAACAGAUAACGAGCUUCUCACUUCUCCUCCACCUUCACGCGCUCUUCUGGGGAUGUGCGCUCGCGGGAGCUCCCAGUGUGCAGAUAGGUGGCCUGUUCCCCAGAGGAGCAGAUCAGGAGUACAGUGCCUUCAGGGUCGGUAUGGUUCAGUUCUCCACACCCGAGUUCCGUCUCACUCCUCACAUAGACAAUCUGGAGGUGACCAACAGUUUUGCUGUCACCAACUGCUUCUGUUCACAGUUCUCACGAGGAGUUUAUGCCAUUUUUGGAUUCUACGAUAAGAAGUCUGUGAACACGAUCACGUCAUUCUGCGGAACGCUACACGUCUCCUUCAUCACCCCGAGUUUUCCUCUGGACGGAACGCAGCAGUUCAUCCUGCAGAUGAGGCCCGACAUCAAAGGACCUUUGCUGAGCCUCAUCGAGUACUACAAGUGGGACAAAUUUGCGUAUCUGUACGACAGCGACCGAGGACUGACGACUCUGCAGGUGGUGCUGGACACGGCAGCAGAAAGGAAGUGGCAGGUGACGGCUAUAAACGUAGGCAACAUGAAGGACGACAAGAAAGACGAGGCGUAUCGUUCACUCUUUCAGGAUCUGGAGAACAAGAAGGAGAGGAGAGUCAUCCUGGACUGUGAACAGGAGAAAGUCAAAGACAUCAUGGAGCAGAUCAUAACCAUUGGGAGACACGUUAAAGGAUAUCACUACAUCAUAGCCAACCUGGGCUUUGUGGAUGGAGACCUGUCCAAAAUUCAGUACGGUGGUGCAAACGUGUCGGGAUUCCAGAUCGUGGAUUUUGAAGAUCCUCUAGUGUCCAAAUUUGACCAGCGCUGGGAAGCUCUGGAAGAAAAGGAAUAUCCAGGAGCUGACAGCAAGAUCCGGUACACUUCAGCACUGACGUUUGACGCCGUGCAGGUGAUGACGGAAGCGUUUCGGUACCUGCACAAGCAGAGGAUCGACAUCUCACGCAGGGCUAAUAACGGAGACUGUCUGGCUAAUCCGGCCGUGCCGUGGGCUCAGGGUGUGGAGAUUGAACGUGCACUGAAACAGGUGCGUGUUGAAGGUCUUACCGGAAACAUUCAGUUCGAUCAGUACGGCAGAAGAGUGAAUUACACCAUCCACGUCAUGGAGCUGAAGAACAAUGGUCCUGUUAAGAUCGGUUACUGGAACGAAAUGGACAAGAUGGCGGUCACCAAAUCGGACCUUUUCCCCAAUGACACGAUGGGUCUGGAGAACAAGACGGUGAUAGUCACCACUAUCCUGGAAGCACCGUACGUGAUGCUGAAGAAGAACGCAGACCUUUUUUUGGACAACGACAGGUAUGAGGGCUACUGUGUGGAUCUGGCUGCUGAAAUCGCCAAACAUUGCGGCUUUAAAUAUCGGCUGAAAAUAGUGGGAGACGGAAAAUACGGAGCCCGAGACGCAGAGACGAAGAUCUGGAACGGGAUGGUGGGAGAACUGGUUUAUGGGAAAGCUGACAUCGCCGUGGCUCCGUUGACCAUCACGCUGGUCAGAGAGGAAGUGAUCGACUUCUCCAAGCCCUUUAUGAGCCUGGGCAUCUCCAUCAUGAUCAAAAAGCCUCAGAAGUCCAAGCCGGGCGUGUUCUCCUUCCUGGACCCUUUGGCAUAUGAGAUCUGGAUGUGUAUCGUGUUCGCCUACAUCGGUGUGAGCGUGGUGCUCUUCCUGGUCAGCCGUUUCAGCCCGUACGAAUGGCACACAGAGGAAUACGAGGACGGACAGAUCCAGACCAGCGAGUCUACCAAUGAAUUUGGGAUAUUUAACAGCCUCUGGUUCUCGCUUGGAGCCUUUAUGAGACAAGGAUGUGAUAUUUCACCAAGGUCUCUCUCAGGUCGUAUCGUGGGUGGCGUGUGGUGGUUCUUCACCCUCAUCAUCAUCUCUUCGUACACGGCCAACCUGGCUGCCUUUCUCACCGUGGAGAGGAUGGUGUCGCCCAUCGAGAGCGCCGAGGAUCUGGCCAAACAGACCGAGAUCGCUUACGGGACGCUGGAUUCUGGAUCGACCAAAGAGUUUUUUAUGCGCUCUAAAAUCGCUCUCUUCGAGAAGAUGUGGGCGUACAUGCGCAGCGCCGAGCCGUCCGUCUUCGUUAAAACCACGGCAGAGGGAGUGGUGCGAGUGCGCAAGUCGAAAGGGAAGUACGCCUACCUGCUGGAGUCCACCAUGAACGAGUACAUCGAGCAGCGAAAGCCCUGCGACACCAUGAAGGUCGGCGGGAACCUCGACUCCAAGGGCUACGGCAUCGCCACGCCCAAAGGAUCCUCAUUAAGAAAUGCGGUUAACCUCGCAGUUCUAAAACUGAAUGAGCAAGGCCUGUUGGACAAAUUGAAAAACAAAUGGUGGUACGACAAAGGCGAGUGCGGCAGCGGGGGAGGUGAUUCCAAGGUCAGCCCCAGAGAGCAAAGCCUUAUGGGAAAAGACGAGUGCUCUCAGCCUGAGCAAUGUGGCCGGUGUGUUCUACAUCCUGGUGGGCGGUUUGGGCCUGGCCAUGCUGGUGGCUCUGGUCGAGUUCUGUUACAAGUCGCGCGCUGAGGCCAAGCGCAUGAAGGUGACCUUUUCAGAUGCGAUGAGGAAUAAGGCGAGGUUAUCUGUCACCGGGAGCACAGGGGAGAACGGCCGUGUUAUGAGUCCCGAGUUCCCUAAAGGCGUCCACCCUGUGCCCUACGUAGGGCCCGACGUUGGCAUGAACGUCAGCUUAACUGACCUUUCAUGAGGGAAAUCCCCCUGCCGAGUGCCUUAAAAUGGUUUAUCCCUUCCUUUUCCUCUCUUCUUCAGUCUAUCUCUCUGUUUCUCCCUCACUUUCUCUAUUUAUAUCCCGGAUGAGAGACAGAGGCCAUGUUUUAAUAUGGAAAAGACAUUUGUGCCACACGUACACCUUUCACAGUGACAUCAUUGCCUCUAAAAACACGCCUAAAGAGGUGAUGAGGUCACGUCCCCUGGUCACGGAUGGGUUUUUGGACGAGCGUGAAAUUAGGAGCAUCAGUGCGUUUCAUCUAGACGUGUGCCGAUGAUCAUUUGUACGAUGAACAAAUCCCUAGAUAGGCAGCCUUUCUAGGCAGCACUUGAGUUUGGUUUGAAUAAGGUAUCGUUCUUCAUGAAUGUUUUUUUUUUUUUCAAUUAUAAAAUAUUAUUAAGUCGUAAUUCCAAUAAAGUCCGUAUUAAAACGUUAGACAAACGUCGUGGUAUGACUUUUUAAAAGACGUGAAUAUCGGCACACGCCUAGUCUGUCGUCCGUGUUUGCUCGAGCACAUUACAUACUUUUAUUAAUAAAACAAUAAAAAAUACACGAAAAAAAUUUUCUAUGUAUUUUCACAUAAAAUGCUUUGAAAUAAAUCUGCUUACAUACCAGUCGCGUCUAUAACAAUUUACACGUCAAUCUUAAUCCGUGUCCUUUUCGAGCUCGGCUCUUAGUUUCAUACUUUU
This is a messenger RNA of Tachysurus fulvidraco (yellow catfish), 3689 nucleotides long. RefSeq names its product glutamate receptor, ionotropic, AMPA 2b (gene gria2b). The record is from RefSeq and is a predicted model, not a curated record. Gene Ontology annotation, molecular function: transmitter-gated monoatomic ion channel activity involved in regulation of postsynaptic membrane potential; AMPA glutamate receptor activity. The transcript is spliced from 16 exons. Gene Ontology annotation, cellular component: dendritic spine; plasma membrane; postsynaptic membrane. Lineage: Eukaryota; Metazoa; Chordata; Actinopteri; Siluriformes; Bagridae. Gene Ontology annotation, biological process: modulation of chemical synaptic transmission; monoatomic ion transport; synaptic transmission, glutamatergic. The coding region runs from base 252 to 2798 and encodes 848 amino acids.